This is a messenger RNA of Phyllopteryx taeniolatus (common seadragon), 5288 nucleotides long. RefSeq names its product IQ motif and ubiquitin domain containing (gene iqub). Gene Ontology annotation, cellular component: motile cilium; acrosomal vesicle. The transcript has 11 exons. NCBI's taxonomy places the organism in Eukaryota, Metazoa, Chordata, Actinopteri, Syngnathiformes, Syngnathidae. Gene Ontology annotation, biological process: cilium assembly. Gene Ontology annotation, molecular function: protein binding. The record is from RefSeq and is a predicted model, not a curated record. The coding region runs from base 561 to 3023 and encodes 820 amino acids.
CUAAAAUAUUAAACGUGUAUUGUUCACAACCGCUCAACGAAUUGAACAAAUUACACUUGCAGUUUCAUGAGGAAUACAAUAGUGUUUAUUUUCCCUUGCCGAAAAAGAGUUAUGUGGCGUGAAACUGGAUCACAACAUGAAGGGUUUUCCCUUCACGAAUUAUACAACAAAUUCAACUUACUGUAUUUUGAUGCUUAACACCCAGACGUGUACUUUUCACUCUUUACUUUGUUUCUCGAAAACGUAGGACAUCAAUAGUACCACUAUGAUCUAAAACAGUCUCAAUUUAAAUCAUACUCUUAAUUUAAAAAAUGAAAUCCUAUUUUUUAACUUCUUUUGAUAUUUCUUAUUCGUCAUUGAACCUGACAUAUGUGCCCUGACGUCACGUUUUGUUGCGAUCGUGGCAACGAGCUAAUAAAGAAAGGGGGUUGGGCUUACCUCCUGGUCGCUAUGGCAACGUGUAAACGGAAGCGCUGCAAAGUGCUCAAUGAAACCGCUCGCUCGGACGAAACUAAAAAUACAGCUGGUGUAAAAAAAUAAAAUAAAAUAAUCAUAAAAUAAUGUCAGAGCAGGAGCAUGAAGCAACCAUUCCUCCAGGAUCAGAGGAGAACCAAGAAGAACCGGGCACAACAGAGAACCAGGGAGAAGCAAGCGAUGAGGAGCACAAGGAUCAUGAAGCAUUACCAGGAUCAGAGGACCACGGCGAACCAGGGAAUGAGGACCAGACAUCACCGGGAGUAAGUACCUCCGAAGACCAAGGAGAAACGGGGAAUGAGGAGGAGACUUUACUGGGAGUCGACAACACAGAGGAGAACCAAGGGGAACCGGGGAAUGAAGAUGAAACCUUACUGAGAAGAAAGACCUCCGAGGACCAAGGGGAACCAGGAAAUGAGGAGGAACAAGACAACGAGUCCUUACCAGGAGUAAGCACCUCUGACGACCAAGCAGAACCAGGGAAUGAGGAUGAAACCUUAUCAGAAGUCAACACCUCAGUGGACCAAGGGGAACCGGGGACUGGAGAGGAUCAGGAGGAUGAGACCUUACCAGGAGUAAGCACCUCUGACGAUCAAGCAGAACCAGGGAAUGAGGACGAAACCUUAUCAGAAGUCAACACCUCAGUGGACCAAGGGGAACCGGGGACUGGAGAGGAUCAGGAGGAUGAGACCUUACCAGGAGUAAAGACCUCAGAGGGACAACCAGGAGGCGAGGACGAGCAGGGUAGCUGCUCUAGACCAGGGCAAGCGGCUCGGGACCAGCAGAGCCUCUCGGAACUCGGCGUCCAGCCGCACGGCACCGCCACCGUGGAGAUGACGUCAUCAGAGCCCGACACUCACCCGCUGCGCACUCAUGCUGACUCAGAGCGCGAAGACAUGCAGAACGUCAUCAAUGUGAGCCUGCUAACAGACGAUGGCGCUCCGCAGGACGCGCCAGGGGAGAGCGAGCAUCCCCACCUGAAGAAGCCCUUCCUGGGUGGCUACAGGCACAAGCUGACGGGCGCCGAGUACCACCACGCCGCCGCCCAGACCCCACGCAGGGCGAGACCCGGCCGAGGGGUGGACAUAGUCAGCCGAGACACACAGACUGCGGAACAGGUGCUUCAGACCCAGCAGUGCGCCUCCAGCGUCACCACGCAGAUGACCAGCGUGGGCUGCUACAUCUCCAACCUCAAGGACAAACUGCUCAGCCCGGGCCGCUACGUGACCGCAGACGAGUAUCACGACGCCAGGCUCAAUGCUGUGAUCCGCCUGCAGGCGCACACCCGUCGCUGGCUGAGCUGCCGGGCGGUGGAGCGGCUGAGGCGGGAGCGUGACCGUCGUCUGGCCUGGAUCGAUCUUCAGGAGCGCCGCAGGCACGAGGAGAGGACGGAGCAGCUGCGAGACAGCCACGACCGCUGGAUGCAACCGCGGAAGAAGGAUGACCUCAACCUGCUGUACAACGCCCUGGAGAAGUGGAGGAGCGACAAGGAGCAUCAGAUCAACGCGACGCUGCGAGGGGCCGAGAGGAAAGCGGCCCUGUUCUCGCUGCUGGAGCAGGAGACGCAGUACAUCGCCACCAUCGGACGCCACGGCAUCGCCAUCAGGAGCGACAACUACAACAAAGCCGUCAGGAAGUUCCUGGACAAGUCGUCGACGCCUCACCAGUGGCGGGCGGCGGACGGUCGCCUGAUCGAGAUGGACACGCCCGACACCAUCCGGGCCAGACAGCUGGGAGAUCUGUACGACUGUGUGGCCAUGGCGCCCGUCAGCCGGGAGCAGAGGUUGGACAUCCUACUGUGCCUCGCCCAAAUUGUGGCGGUGCACCCGUGCCAGCUGACUCGGGACAUCGUGGAGCUGAUCAACAGGGAGGCGGACCUGAUGAGACGACAGGUGAAGGCGGCCAACCUGGAAGGUCUGAGGAAGAGACUGUCCACCCUCUUCCUGCAGUUCAUCCGCACGCCAGGAUUCAACCCUGAGGUGGCCAAGCACCUCAAGGUGCCCCAGAGCACUUCGCAGCUGAGGAGCGACGUGUUCCUCUGCCACGGCUGCCAACGCUACCUGGGCUCGGCCCACUUCCGCUCGUCCACCCGCGCCCACCUGGGUCGCCGCUGCCUGGACUGCACCCGGCUGAAGAACAUCGCCGGCAGCCGAGACGACUUCUCCUGCUACAAGAACAUCCUGAAGAGGCUGAGGGACGGCGAGCUGCUCCUCAACAAGGACAACACCAUUCCCUUCAUGCUGCAGGUGGAGGACAUCCAGUACCUGGUGGAGGUGGUCUGGGGGGCCCGCUCGGCCCUCAGCGGCAGCGGCGACCUGUUCGGCCUGGUCCUGGUCCGCUGGGAGCGCCGCAAGGACUGGAGCCCCUGGAACUGCGUCCUGCUCAGCAAGGACGAGACGGACGCUCACCUCCAGGUGGAGGACUUGCUCAAGGUGUACGACCUUCCCGUGAUCCGCAGCAUCGAACACAAACACCUGCUGGCCCGCCGCCACUACAACCAGAUUCCCGCCAUGGUCAGCGUCGCCAAGCGCGGGACACGCGGCAAAUGAAAGCGCGCGACUUGUCGCUCACCGCCACUUUUCCCGGCAGGCGUGUCUCAAUACUUUUGACUCUGCUAUGCUGUCACUCUGCCAGCCGGUGGCGCUACAUACAACAGAAAGUCAUUUGACAAACUAAUUCAGGGUUGACAAUUACCAUGGGUGGGAAAAUAGGACUUUAAUAGAAGUGCAACCAUUUUUCGACAACUAUUUUGAUAAUCGAUUAAUCGUUUUGAGACCUUUUUGAACUUACAUUUUUCCACAUCCUCAGAAUUUCAGUCUCUCAACAGUCAAUAUUCUCCGAUUUCUGUCGUUCUCCAUGAAAGCAGCCUGAUUAUCUUUGUGUUUAAUCAUAAGAUGUUUGCAAACAUUGGCUUUUACUUUGAAAAACAAUUAUCAACAUUUUUGCCAAUUUCUAACAAAUGUUACGAACCAAACUUUGAACUGAAUCAUACUUAAAUUAUGUUUGGGCAUUUUUUUUAUGUUAUGAAUUUGAAAUAAUGACCAGUUUUUUAAUAAAGGGAUGGAAAAAUGUGUUUUCUUUAAAUUCUAUUCAUAGAUUAAUUGAAAAAAUAAUCACCAGAUUGAUUGAUUAUUAAAGUAUUAACAAGAACAGUAACAGAAGUAUUUCGACGUCAAUUUCGACUAACGGUGAAAUCCGACUUACGCGGAAAUUCGGAAUAGGAACGGAACUCGUUCGUAAAUCAAGGACUUCCUGUAUUGUUUUGCACUUGCAGGCCACCGUAGUUUGUGGAUGUACGAUGGAAAAUAAAAAUCUAAUGUUGUCGUUUAUGACUAAUAUUUUCAGUUUACAUUUAUUGUAUCAAAUAUUUAUAUUUGAUUCAAAUGAGAUUAAUUGAUGACAAAUCUUAUUCAGGAAUGUCCAAACAUUUUCCAUUUGGGGUCACAUACAGAAAAAUAAAACACAUUGUGUUUAUUAAACACAUUAAAAAUGUAUUUAAUAUGCUGUAAACCAACAGUUAAACAUUAAAAAAAGGUUACAUCUCAAUUUGGUGGUAUUGGUCACAAAGCAAAACGUGAGUAGUAUCAGUAUGAUAUCUAAAAAUAACAAAAAGGAAAGUGAUAUAUUUCAACAUUUCCCAAAAUAAUUUUGGAAAAAAAGGGAGCAAUGUCUUGUACAAUUUAUUUAUUUAAUUCAUUAAGGCUCAGAGUGAAGUUCUUGCAUGCGUCAGGCAGACCAGGAGAAGCUCAUCCAUGCUUUUAUCUCAAGUAGACUUGACUAUUGUAAUGGUCUUCUGACUGGACUCCCUAAAAAGAGCCUUAAACAGCUGCAGCUCAUUCAGAAUGCUGCGGCUCGGGUUCUGACCAAAACAAAGAGGUCAGAGCAUAUUACUCCCAAUUCUAAAGUCUUUACACUGGCUUCCAGUCAUCUUUAGAAUAGAUUUUACAGUUCUGCCAACAAAUAAGAGAGCAACAUGCGAAGAGAAGAAGAAGAAAAAAGUUUCCAUUUAUGCCUGAAAGGGAACGGGAAGAAGAAAAACUCAUUGAACCCCAUCCCCGGUUCUCUUUUAUAUAAACAAUAAUAGAUCUAACAACAAACUUAGGAUAUACUGCUCCAGAAGAAAUUUAUUUAUUCUUUUUUUUCACAACCUUCUGAUGUGGGACGUUUUUUCCAUUUUAUUAUUCAAAUAUGAGGCGGACCAGUAAAUAAAUGUUUUUGAUGGAGCCCCACCGAUUUGAAAGAUAUUUUUGGUUUCGUAGUCAUCCAUCCAUCAAUUUCCUUUACCGCUUCUCCUCACACGGGUGGCGGGCGUGCUGGAGCCUAUCCCAGCUAUCUCCGGGUGAGAGGCGGGGUACGCCCUGAACCGGUCGCCAGCCAAUCGCAGGGCAGAAUUCACUGGUUGCUGUUUACAAUGUUUUAUGUUGAAGUAUAUAGGGUUGCUUAUUUUCUACUUGUUUCUAUCCCAAAAUAAAUUUAAAAAAAAGCGCAACAUUUUCAGUGUGUAUUUGACAAUUUCUAUUAGUUUAUUUUAGUGAUAUAGUGGCAAAUGUACUUAUUUGUGUUGCAUGUGUGCCUUUAAGGGGCCUGGCCUAGUGAGGGACAUCAGGUUGGCCGGUUAGCCUGUGUGAGCAUCCGGCUGUCAUUUUGUAUGUGCGUUUGUCCCAUUCAAUAAACGGCGACUGGGGCUCUCUGUGCCCGCAUGCCAGGGCAUUACACGCUCCUUUUUUUUCCACUGAACUCAACUCAAAUUUUGGCUUGCCACACAAAGUAAAACGUUGGGGCUCUUGUACCGUGAUCCCGAUAACUGCAAUAUG